Molecule: messenger RNA, 2470 nt
Organism: Coffea arabica (coffee)
Lineage: Eukaryota; Viridiplantae; Streptophyta; Magnoliopsida; Gentianales; Rubiaceae
Product: serine/threonine-protein kinase BSK1-like
Biological process (GO): brassinosteroid mediated signaling pathway; protein phosphorylation
Molecular function (GO): protein binding; protein kinase activity; ATP binding
Source: RefSeq, a predicted model, not a curated record
UAUGAAGUAGUACUAGUAUGAAUGGACAGAGGAGAGAAUGGCGAAAAAGACGGAGAGACUUUGUCUGCUGCAGAAAGUGGCAGAAAGCCUAACAAAAGGUAAGAGGUACAAGAGAGAAAAGAAAAAACGGCAAACGGACAGCGAUAGCUCCUCGUGUACACGUACACACUAAAGUUUCAUCAUCAUAUCAUCAUCAUCAUCAUCAUCAACCUCCUCAUCAUCAUCAUCAUCAUCAUCGUGGCUUGGUAUCUGGAAAUCACCCCACCAUAACUGAUAACCCCAGCCCUUUAUCUAAAUCUUCAAACCUUGCCACUCUAAGCCCUCUGUCGCACGCACGCACUGCCUUGUCACUUUGUUGUUCUGUUCAUCUAUUCACACAAACACACACUUAAAAAUUACAGUACUUACUAGUAGCAGUCACAAAACGCAAACUUUUAGUACCUUAAAACACGAUGAUGGUUUGACUGUUUUAAUACAACUCCCUUCUACUCUUAUAGUACUACUACUAUUAGCUGUAUUUGUAGUAUUUUUUUUAUAAACUGAUGUGCAUAUAUUCAUUUCUUUAAUAAAUUCCGAAACAAAAAUAAUCCUCAUUUUUAUAUGUGAUGCCACUGCUUACUCUUUUUUCUACCUAGUAUAAAGCUUAGCAGUUACUGACAUAUUACUGCUUCCUGGGUUAAAAGCGGAUUGAAAAAGAGGAAUCCCCUAUUUUUGUUUUGGGAGUUUUUUUUUUUUUUUUUUUGUCCUUUUUGUUUUUUUAUAGUUAGUCGAGUCAAACUCAUCAACUGAGUUAUGGCUGUUGCCAAUCGUUUCUCCCGAUGGCUUCCGUCGAGACAAGGAUCAACACCACUACGGUGGAGCUGGCGGCGGCCAACCCCACCAUCCUCGUUCUUCAAAUGGAACCGAAGGAGGUGGCGCACAAGGCUUCUCGGAGUUCUCCCUAGCUGAGCUUAAAGCUGCCAAUAACUUCAGCUCCGAUUUCAUUGUCUCCGAGAGCGGAGAAGGCUCCCAAUGUGUCUACAGAGGCCGCUUACAGAAUCGCCGCUGGAUCGCUGUUAAGAAAUUUACUAAAAUGGCCUGGCCCGACCCUAAACAGUUUGCAGAGGAGGCUAAAGGUGUUGGGAAAUUGAGGCAUAAGAGGCUGGCGAAUUUGAUAGGCUACUGCAGCGACGGAGAUGAGAGGCUACUUGUAGCUGAAUUUAUGCCUAAUGAUACCCUUGCCAAGCAUCUUUUUCAUUGGGAGAACCAGACUCUUGAGUGGGCCAUGCGUUUAAGAGUAGCUUUGUAUAUUGCCGAGGCUCUGGAUUAUUGCAGUACAGAAGGUCGUCCACUGUACCAUGAUUUGAACGCAUAUAGGGUUCUCUUUGAUGAGAAUGGUGAUCCACGGCUUUCUUGUUUUGGAUUAAUGAAAAACAGCCAUGGUAAAAGUUAUAGCACAAAUCUAGCAUACACGCCUCCUGAGUAUUUGAGAAAUGGAAGGGUCACUCAAGAAAGUGUUGUUUUCAGCUUUGGAACUGUCCUUCUAGAUCUUCUAAGCGGGAAGCAUAUCCCUCCUAGUCAUGCACUAGAUAUGAUACGAGGCAAAAACAUACUUCUCUUGAUGGAUUCACAUUUGGAGGGAAACUUCUCAACUGAAGAGGCAACUGUGGUUUUUUAUCUUGCUUCUCAAUGCUUGCAAUAUGAACCAAGGGAUCGGCCAAACACCAAAGAUCUUGUCUCAACACUUGCUCCCUUGCAAAAUAAAUCUGAUGUGCCAUCACAUGUGAUGCUUGGAAUUCCCAAGCAUGAUGAAACACCAGCAACUCCACAGCACCCUCUUUCACCAAUGGGCGAUGCCUGUUCGCGUAUGGAUCUCACAGCUAUCCAUCAAAUUUUGGUAGCAACACACUAUAAAGACGAUGAGGGUACCAAUGAGUUAUCUUUCCAAGAAUGGACUCAGCAAAUGAGAGAUAUGUUGGAGGCAAGGAAACGUGGGGACUUGGCAUUCCGCGACAAAGAUUUUAGGUCUGCGAUAGAUUGUUAUUCUCAGUUCGUAGAUGUCGGCACCAUGGUCUCCCCGACCGUCUAUGCACGACGCCUUUGCUAUCUUAUGUGCGAUCAACCUGACGCAGCUCUUCGAGAUGCAAUGCAAGCGCAAUGUGUCUACCCAGAUUGGUCUACAGCAUUCUACAUGCAGGCAGUUGCCCUUGCCAAGCUCGACAUGCACAAGGAUGCGGCUGAUAUGUUGAAUGAGGCUGCUAUGCUGGAGGAAAAGAAGCAACGGGGUGGGAGAGGAUAAUUGUGCUUUCGUGUAAUAUUCUUUUAUAGCCAUGAUUCAUUCAAUUGUGUUGUUGUAACGAUUGACAGUUGCAAUGUAUCAUUUGGUUUGAGGUGUUUGCCAUAUAAAGAUGUACAAUAGAGGGGGAGAGACACUUAAAAUUGCGGUAUAUGCUCAAAAAAAUUUUAGUCAGAGUAAUUGAUAAUUUCUCAA